UGAGUUUGAUUCAUAUUGUAAACUGUCUGGCCAGCUAUACAAGUAGAAGUUAUCUUGAAAUAUUGAUUUAGUGUCUUUCUUGCAACAGCAUUUAUUUGCAUGUGGGUUCUUUUCAUGCUGUCCUUCUUUGUAAGUACAGGUGAGUCUUUCAAAAUAGUUUUUUUAAUAUCAGUGAGAUGAGGUUACCCAUUGAUGUAGAUUAACCUGCUAGUUAAAUAACAUUGAAUACAACUAAAAAGAGAAUGAUUUAAGAUGAAAUUGUGGUUUGCAGUUUGCUGACAAAGAUAUCAUCGGUAAAACCAACCCCACCAUUACAAAAUGAACAUGAGCAAUCACAUUGAGGAGCUAAACCUUUUGAUGCCUUAAAUGUAUAAAUGUAUAAUAUGGGGUUUUAAAAUUGUGGGAGCCCUAACAGUUUAUAGAUUUAUUUUGAUAGCUAAUAAUUUGAAUAUACUAGAAGGGAAAAUACAAAUCCCAUGUUUUAAAAAGUUACGUUAAUCAACGUUUUCCUUAAUUGAACAGAGGCUUAGAUAAUAAGGUGGUAUGUCAAGUUUUAAUUAUUGUUCUUUUUUAAAAUAUGAAUGAGUUGAGAAGGGAACGAGUUUUGCAGCCUAUUUACCAGCAGAGGGCGAUGUCGGCCUAACAACAUGUAGCCACAACAACGCGAAGAAGAAGAAGCAGAAGCAGAAGAAGAAGGAGAUGAGGAAGAAGGCAAUGUCAAUUUCAGCUGUCAUCUCUUUUAAGCCAAGCAUAAUAACGGUCUCCUUCUACAGUCUGUGUUAUGCUAGAUAUAUAAACGCACUUGAUUUGAUAUUCGCUGCACCGAGAGAAAGUGCUCUGAAACAGACAUUAUCGUCGAGAUCAAUUGUAAAGGACGAGCCACCAGGAUAGCUCUCUCACUGUCCCACAUCUCCAGGUUGAAGCGCUUCUGAUAGUGCAGCUAACCCCACAGGCAGGAGGAUGUAUCUUCUUUACACGAUUAUCACCUCCUUGGUUUCAUUUUUUAUUCUAAAAUGGUUAAAAAAGAGAAGAUACUGCACGGACCUGAAGAGACUUGAUGGAAAAACCGUCAUCAUCACAGGUGGAAGUUCUGGCAUAGGCAAAGAAACAGCGAUCGCCUUGGCAAUGCGAGGCGCCCGUGUUAUCAUUGCAUGUCGAGAUACAGACAAGUCUGAAAAAGCGGUGAGAGAGAUCAAGUUCAAGAGCCACAGUCUGAAUGUCUCCCACAUGGAGCUCGAUUUGGCCAACCUACGCUCAGUGAGAGAGUUCUGCAAGAGUUUUCUGCAGAGAGAGAAGAGACUGGACAUUCUGGUCAACAAUGCAGCCAUGCCCAGCGUGCUGGACUGGACGGACGACGGCUUCAGCAUGUGUUUCGGGGUCAACCACCUGGGUCACUUCCUCCUCACCAACACGCUGUUGCCGCGGCUGAAGGAGUGCGCACCCAGCCGCGUGGUCACCCUCACCUGCUCCAACUACAAGUACCAAAAGCUGGACUUCCAGGACCUCAACUACAACCUGCUGCCCUUCUUCACCUACUGCCGCAGCAAGCUGGCCAACAUCUACUUCACCCAGGAGCUGGCGCGCAUGGGCGAGGCCAAAGGGGUGACCGCCUACGCCGUGCACCCAGGGUUCGUCCAGAGCGGCUGGACGUGCCACUACUCCGUCCUGUUCCGGAUGCUGAUGCAGGUGAUCAUGUGGAUGUUCUUUGUGCCGUGCGAGAUGGGCGCCCAGACGGUGGUGCACUGCGCCGUGUCGGACGCCGCCGCCAAACACAGCGGGGGCUACUUUGUGGACUGCCGGCCGGCCGGCCUGCGGCCGUUCGCCAAGGACUCGGGCGUGGCGAGGAAACUGUGGGAGGCCAGCGAGAGACUGGUGAAACUGGUGUAACUGGUGUGACGUUGGAUCGAUCGGGAGGAUUCCAGACGGCGGAACCUCGGAUGAAACGUGUUGUUUACAGGGCUGACAUUUUUGUUGACCCGAGGUGUCGAUUCAAUGUUUUUUGUUAUUUAUUGGUUAUUUAUUUUGAUUAUUGCAAUGGUUACUGUUGUACAAAUAUUUAGGACUACUUUUUUUUUUUUUUUUUUUUUUUUUUUUUUAAUGGUAUGAUUUGAUCCUUCUUUGAAUCUACUUUUUCGCUCCAGGGUUAGUCAAACAUAUGCAAGUUACUAAUUGUCUGUGGAACAAAAGCAAUCCAUCCAUUCGAUAGUAAUAUAAUGACACAAUGUCGUGCCAAAAAGCCAAUGCUUUCUGGAGAUUAUUCUGGCCAUGAGAGGUCGCUAGUGUGCUUAGCUAUAAAGUAUCUCAUUAAAUAUGUAUACGAUGAUCAACCAGAGUUGAUUGAGAGCGAAAUCCCUGGGUUCAUCUGGCCUGAUUUGCUUAAUCAUGUAGACUCAUGUCACAACAUUUAGAACAAAAAUGAUAUCCGCAGUGAAAGUUUAUAUAGUGCAGGCUUACGUGUAUCUGUUCCAUGUAAAUGUGUUGCUGUCAAAAUAAAUUUAGCAACAGUUCUUUUUGGGUUGCUGUGGACAUUUGGAAACAUUUUAACUUGUGUCCCAUAAGGCCUUGGCGGCCAGCAGACAGCAGGCCCUGACAUGAAAUGACAAGAACCAGCCAAAAACUAGUCUGAAAAGUUAUGUUUGAAAUAAAACCUCUGGAUAAUCCACAUUACAAAUGCAUUGACUGACUGUCGACCAACGUAAAGGGAUAAACUUUCUCAAAAUUAAAUCAUAUCCUAACCAGUGGACCUCAUCACUUUAUAAAUGGAGUUGUUUGUGUGUGUGUGU
This is a messenger RNA of Gadus chalcogrammus (walleye pollock), 2783 nucleotides long. RefSeq lists its product as uncharacterized. Lineage: Eukaryota; Metazoa; Chordata; Actinopteri; Gadiformes; Gadidae. The coding region runs from base 961 to 1887 and encodes 308 amino acids. The transcript is spliced from 4 exons. The record is from RefSeq and is a predicted model, not a curated record.